AUGGGCCUCUCCAUCUCAGACAUCCCCAGCCCGAUCAACGGGUGCGGCCAGCUCAUAACCUCAGUGUCAAACGACGGCAGAACAAUACAUGUUCUUGCGGGGCACGAAGAAAGCGACAAUUUUGCCGACAUGACUUUCCUAACAGGCGCAGCUUGCGAGUUCAUGCCUAGUCCACUCGUCGGUGAAGAUGAUCAAUAUCGAUGCAACCUCCAUCACAUCUUCGGCUUGUCUCUCACAUUUCACAUACGUCUAGACUACGCCCGCCAAAUGGAGCCACCAGACCUAGGGGAGAAAGAGACUACAAUAUCUACUUUCCUAAAUAAAGACACCCUUCGAGAAAUCGAAGUCAUCGCCGACUGUACAAGUCGUCUCAGCGGACAGGUACCCGAAUACGACUGUGACUGUGCACAAUGUCAAUCGAGUUUCAUCACGAAAUCGGGAAUAAGAGUGGGCGACAACCUCCCAGUGCAACGUAACGUUAUAAUAGAUGACAUACAUGCAACUGUUUUCGAUAUUCAUCGCUCUCCGAGAAGUUUACGAGUGCAAUACAGUCCAUCCUUCACCCACAGUCUGAUCGACAUUGAUCUGGCAAAUACUUUGGGUCAUCGGUUGCACCGUAAUGAGCAUCAUCACGACGGAAAACCGAUUAAUGUCAUCAUGACUCUUGCGAAGCCGGGUUAUUUUGCUCUCUCUCAUGUCAUACAAUGCUUACCAUGCACAUUUCAAGUUUCAGGUAAAGGCAUUAUUGUCCUCAGUGACGAUGACGUGAGGAGACUUCACAGCCAGUCGGAAUACUGGGAUCGUUGCGGUCAGGUGUCGAGACGCGUUGGGAAGGAAGCUGAGCGUAUCCUAGAAGGGUCACAUCUUCGAGAGGCAGGUCUAUCUCGAGUUAUAUUUCACGCCACAGACGGCACAAAAUACCCUACUUGGGUCAUAUGUGGAACUAACCUACCGUGCAGCGAAAUCAGCCAGGCGUUACUGCGGUUAAUGGAGCCGAAAGGACAAGCUAGUGAACUCAUAAGUCUACAAGUUGAGGAUGAGUUCGGCAGGAUUGAAGAUAUCGGGUUUCGCCCUGUGGACGACCUGCAUUAUGUAUACUUCGACAGUGGUCUUCGUACCGGGGAUGUUUUCAGAGUGAGCAUUACUGUCCGUGAUUGGCAGCACCGAAGCCUUUCAAAAGAGGAGGGCAUUCUUCCGCGCGACUACGGAGUCUACGACAACGUCAUCCUUGCAUUCCACAACGGUACAGGAGCGAAACUGUGCCUACGUCUCUCCGAGCAAGAAGAAAAUUUCGUGAGUGAGCGUAUCGUAAGAAAACUUUCCAUUACGGAAACAACGGACCUAUUUGGCAUUCUUGAUUUUAACAAGAUGUUAAGAAUACCCGAAGGCACAAAAGAGCCAGAUCUGACAUACGGCAGGGAAGCUGCACAGGAUAUAUUUAAGAGGCCAUUUCGACAACAGCCCCCAGUCGGAGAUAGUUAA
This is a messenger RNA of Fonsecaea erecta, 1482 nucleotides long. RefSeq lists its product as hypothetical. The record is from RefSeq and is a predicted model, not a curated record. The coding region runs from base 1 to 1482 and encodes 493 amino acids. NCBI's taxonomy places the organism in Eukaryota, Fungi, Ascomycota, Eurotiomycetes, Chaetothyriales, Herpotrichiellaceae. The transcript has a single exon.